This is a messenger RNA of Lolium rigidum, 1143 nucleotides long. Its product is annotated as UDP-glycosyltransferase 87A2-like. Bases 1 to 1143 code for a protein of 380 amino acids. Gene Ontology annotation, molecular function: UDP-glycosyltransferase activity. The transcript has 2 exons. The record is from RefSeq and is a predicted model, not a curated record. NCBI's taxonomy places the organism in Eukaryota, Viridiplantae, Streptophyta, Magnoliopsida, Poales, Poaceae.
AUGGACAACGACGAUAUGAUGUUGGUGCAACAGUUCAUGGAGGAGGAGAGCACUGCCACUGUCCGGCGACAGCAGCAGCUGAUUUUGACGAGCCUCCUCCGCGUUCGCCAGCCCUUCCUGGCCGUGCUCGACGCGGCGGUUCAAGGCCAGGCAAGAGGAGUAACGUCGACCGGCAUCGUCAAGCCGGCGCCAUGCUGCUUGAAAAAACCUGAGCAGAGACUUGAGCAGUGUAUAUCGGGUCUGGCUUCAAGUUCAAUUACCUUAUCCGACCUCAAGCCCUUAAUUCACAACGAGAGAACAUUACAGCAUGUCCUCACAGCUGUCUCUAGAAUCAAGAAUGUGAAAUGCCUCCUAUUCACCACUAUGUACGAGCUUGAGACCAGUGUAAUUAGCUCCCUAAGAUCAGCACUCCCCUGUCCUGUUUUCCCAAUUGGUCCCUGCGUUCCCUAUACGACCCUUGAAGACCAGCAUUCCAAAUCCAACCGAGAGCUUACCAGUCCAGGAGACUGCUUCACCUGGCUGGACUCUCAGCCUGUGAACUCGGUGCUAUACGUCUCCCUUGGCAGCUUUCUCUCUGUGUCAGCCUCUCAGCUUGACGAGAUCGCGGUGGGACUCGCAGCAAGUGAGGUCAGAUUCUUAUGGAUUCUUCGUGAACAAACUCCUCGGGUGCGAGAACUUGUUGGUGGGAUUGAUAGGGGCAUGAUACUGGCGUGGUGUGACCAGUUGAAGGUCUUGUGCCAUCCUUCAGUUGGGGGUUUCCUGACACAUUGUGGGAUGAACUCAACGCUCGAAUCUGUCUUCGCUGGUGUACCUAUGCUCGCCCUACCACUGUUCUUUGAUCAACCAGUUGAUAGCCGUCUAAUUGUUGAAGAAUGGAAGAUUGGGCUGGAGCUACGGGAUUGGACUGAUAAGGAUCGCUUGAUCCCGAGCGAGGAGAUUGCAAGGGCUAUUAAGAAGCUGAUGGACAGUGAUGAAGCUGAAACGGAGGCAAUAAGGAGGCGUGCCCUUGAAUGGAAAGAGUAUUCUGUUAGAGCAGUUGAAGAGGACGGAUCUUCAUAUAACAACCUCAGUUCAUUGAUGGAGAUAGUAUGCUCAUCGCAAUGUACUGAACUCGAUCAGCAACGCCCCAAAGCAAGUGCUUGA